This is a messenger RNA of Merops nubicus (carmine bee-eater), 1319 nucleotides long. It is a transcript of the gene ATG13, whose product is annotated as autophagy related 13. The annotation marks the transcript as partial. The record is from RefSeq and is a predicted model, not a curated record. Gene Ontology annotation, cellular component: phagophore assembly site; extrinsic component of membrane; cytosol. The transcript is spliced from 8 exons. Lineage: Eukaryota; Metazoa; Chordata; Aves; Coraciiformes; Meropidae. Gene Ontology annotation, biological process: piecemeal microautophagy of the nucleus; protein localization to phagophore assembly site; autophagosome assembly.
UGUGUUUUUACUGUCACAAAGGCACAUUUUCAGAGCCCUCCUCCUGUGGUGACGGACACCCUGAAGGUCCCAGUGAUGGGACUGGCCUUUUCACAUCAACUUUCCAGCUCUCGUCUUUCCUAUCAGCCUGCUGCCCUGGGAGUUGGCUCAGCUGACAUGGGGUAUCCUGUGCUCUUUGCUGGUGGCUUGAAUGCUGCACACCCACACCAGUUGAUUGGCCCAGGCAAAGAGGGGGGAGUUCCCCCAAUUCCUAGCCAGCCAGCACAUGGCACUCAAGCUGACCAAGAGAGGAUGUGCACCCCACUGGAUGGAGUCCACUACCCAGCAGCUACUCCUUCUAGUAGUGAGGACACAGAAACAGUAUCCAACAGCAGUGAAGGGAAGUGUGGCUCCCCACAUGACCUUCUGGAGACCAUCUUUAUCAGGAAGGUGGGAGCUUUUGUCAACAAACCCAUUAACCAGGUGACCAUGGCCAACUUAGACAUUCCUUUUGCCAUGUUUGCUCCCAAGAAUGUUGAGCUGGAAGAUAACGACCCCAUGGUUAAUCCUCCUGACUCCCCAGAGACUGACUCUCCUCUGCAGGGCAGCUUACACUCGGAGGGCUCCAGCGGCAGCAGCACAGGCAACACCCACGAUGACUUUGUUAUGAUUGACUUUAAACCAGCAUUUUCAAAAGAUGACAUUCUUCCAAUGGACCUGGGGACGUUUUACCGGGAGUUUCAGAACCCCCCUCAGCUCAGCAGCCUCUCCAUUGACAUUGGAGCACAGUCUAUGGCAGAGGAUUUGGACUCAUUACCAGAGAAGCUGGCAGUCCACGAGAAAAAUGUCAAAGAGUUUGAUGCCUUUGUGGAAACCUUGCAGUGAAGCCAUUUUCCAGUUUUGCUGCAGCAGUUCUUCCUUCUCAAGGCAUCCUGGAGAAUGACAUCAACGAGUCUGUCUACCACCCCUGCUCUGCCUUGUGUCUCACUUUGACUAGUUCCUUCCAUCCAGUGAGCUUUCCUUGGUUGCUCUCUUCAACAGCAGAUACAGUUCAUCUUCUGAUUUUCCUCAGCUAUACCACAACAUAGUUCUGGACUUUUUUCCCCUGCUCACAGUGAGGUUUGAAUUUAAGACUUCAGCAGGGAUACAGGAAGUCAAACUCCAACAUAUGAAACUAUUUUCUCUUCAAUCUCUGUUCUGUGUGGAGGGGCUUUGUGAGAAGCUGCCAUAUGCUUCCUCCAGAGGUCCUAUGGUGUGAGUUCCCUAGGUGUAGCUUCUUGCUAACAGACUUUCUCCUCCAGUCUCUGAUCCUGUUAGAGCAUAGAAGGUUUUGGCUCAUU